Aspergillus uvarum CBS 121591 is the source of this 1127-nucleotide messenger RNA. RefSeq names its product CTD kinase subunit gamma. The record is from RefSeq and is a predicted model, not a curated record. Gene Ontology annotation, biological process: positive regulation of DNA-templated transcription, elongation; positive regulation of transcription by RNA polymerase I. Gene Ontology annotation, cellular component: CTDK-1 complex. The coding region runs from base 121 to 870 and encodes 249 amino acids. Lineage: Eukaryota; Fungi; Ascomycota; Eurotiomycetes; Eurotiales; Aspergillaceae. The transcript is spliced from 2 exons.
CUUGAUUUCGGAUGCUCGAUUCAAGAGCCGAGCCGCGCAACAACUCCCUUUCUUCCAUCUUCAGCCCUCAAUAAAUACCGCCCCGCCAGAGGUAUCUGGGCCCCUCACCUAUCCGCAACCAUGAUGGUCGAUCCCUUCGAAGUGCGGAUGCGCUUCACGGCGCAGUUGCAACACCUCAAUGCCUCGGUCACAUCAUCCCAGAAAGCGGCGCACUAUGCGCUGAAGUACCGCGACAUGGACGAGGAUCUCCACUCGUGCAUUCUCGAACAAUUAGAGCGAAACAACAUGAACAACCGAGCCAACAUCAUGUACUUCGUCGAGCAUUUCUGCGAGAUGGCCACGCGGGAAGACCACGCGCCCUACGUCCGCAUGAUCCAGCGCGAUAUUAUUCGGAUCGUCGACGCCGUCGCGCCGCCCGACGGCUCCGGGGCCGCGAACGUCAAGCACGUCCGCCGGGUCCUGAACGGGCUGCAGACCAAGGAGAUCCUCUCGGCGGCGACGGUGGCGGAGAUCGACGCCUUCCUGAAGGAGCGCGAGACGCACCCGGCUCACCUGGAUCUGGAGGGGGAGGAAGACGAAGAAGGCGCGGGGGGCGGCGAUGCGGCGACGGGGGCGGCGGUGACGGCGCGGGCCAAGGGUGCGACGCCGCGGGGCUCGCGCGGGAGGGUGGACAAGCGGCAGAUCGAGCAGCGCAUCGAGGAGGACCGCGAGCGCAACAAGCGGCUCCGGGAGAGUAUGUGGACGGUCAGCGGGGAUGACGGCGAUGAGCAUGGCAGGUUCUGGGAUGAGGCGAGUGAGAUCGGGGAGGAUGACUUUCUGGCCGCCAAGGAGGAGCUGAUGGAGCGGAAGCAGAUGGUGGGUGCUCGGUGAAGGGUUGCCAGCUUCAUUAUCUUUGUGGUUCUUCAUUGCGGGGUGAUUUGCUGGAGUCUUGGGUGGAAAGGGAGUUUUGAGGAGUUUCUGAUGCUUACUACUACUGAUACUAUACACAGCAUGGUUUGGCGUUCUUCAAUGGUGUGCAUGUUCAGUGGAAAUAUCUUACGAGUUUCACAGCUCAUCCAUUGCACUAUUUACAGUCGUCCAGGAUACCCGAAAAGUAAAUACUAUAUCAUCUUCAAACGAAAAUUGAC